AUGUCAACCGACCCCCAUCCGGGCCAGCCCACGGGCACGAGCCCAGAGCCCGAAAAGUCCACGCCCUCCACCCUCACAGACGAACCCUCCGGAGCCAACCACGACACCAAAGAUGCCCCAGCAGAUCCAGCAUCCGAGCUGGAAAUCAGCACCAGCACCAAAACCCUCAUUAUCGUCUCCGUAUUCCUCACCAUGUUCCUCGUCUCCCUCGACCGGACCAUCAUCUCCACCGCCGUCCCCUCCAUAUCCAACGAAUUCCACUCCCUCAGCGACGUCGGCUGGUACGGCAGCGCCUACCUGCUCACCUGCUGCGCCUUCCAGCUGCUAUUUGGCAAGGUGUACACCGUCUUCUCGACCAAGGUUGUGUUUCUCGCGAGCACCUUCUUGUUUGAAGUGGGCUCGGUCAUCUCGGGCGCGGCACCGAACUCGGUGGCGUUUAUUGUUGGACGGGCGGUGUGUGGUGUUGGGUCGGCGGGGAUUUUCGCGGGGACUAUCGUUACUAUCAUCUCCAUCGUCCCGCUGCACCAGCGCCCCAAGAUCCAGGGCGCGUUCGGCGCGUUGUUUGGUAUUGCGUCCAUUGUUGGGCCGCUAAUUGGCGGCGCGUUUACGUCGAAUGUUACUUGGCGCUGGUGCUUUUACGUGAAUCUGCCCAUUGGCGGCGUGGCGAUGCUUGUCGUCGCGCUCUUCAUGAAGGUGCCUGGCAAAGACUCAAACCCAGCGGAGCUAUCCCUCGGCCAAAAGAUUCUCCAGCUCGAUCUCAUCGGCACGGCCGUUCUGGUUCCCGGCGUGGUGUGUUUGUUGCUUGCUCUGCAAUGGGGCGGCCAAGCCUACCCGUGGUCCAACCCCCGCAUAAUAGCCCUCCUAACCAUCUCCAUGGCCCUCCUCAUCUUCUACACCCUCCUCCAAACCACCAUCCUCUCCCCCACCCAAGCCACCAUCCCCCGCCGUCUCUUCUCCCGCCGCACCAUCCCCUCCGCCCUCUGGGCCACCUUCACCAUCAACGCCGGCCAAAUCAUCAUCAUCUACUUCCUCCCCAUCUGGUUCCAAGCCGUGCUCGGAGUAUCCCCCGUCGAUUCUGGCCUGCGCUUACUCCCCGUCAUGUUGGCUACUGUUGUUGGGUCGAUCUUGGGCGGGGUGUUUAAUUCCAAAGUUGGCUACUACACGCCCUUGGCGAUCGUGGGAUCGUGCAUCACGGCGGUGGGCGCGGGGCUGUUGACGACGUUGCAGGUGGACAGUGGACAGGCGGUGUGGAUUGGGUAUCAGGUGGUGUAUGGGUUUGGAUUGGGGUCGUCGUUUCAGAUUCCGAAUUUGUCGGUGCAGGCGGCGCUGCCGAAGGGGGAUGUGCCGUUGGGGAUGGCGUUGAUGUUUUUUGGGGGGUUUGUGGGGUCGACGGUGUUUGUGUCGGUGGGCGAGAAUGUGUUGGCGAAUCAGUUGGUGAGGAGGUUGGAGGGGUUUCCGGGGUUUGAGGCGAGGUUGGUGAACGAGGGGGGUGUGACGGGGGUGUUGGAGGCGUUGCCGGCGAAGGUGAGGGGAGAGGCGUUGGUGCAGUAUAAUGAGGCGUUACGGGCGGUGUUUCAGGUUGGGUUGAUUGUGACGUGUUUGACGAUUUUGGGCACGGCGUCGUUGGAGUGGUUGAGUGUGAAGAAGCCGCAGGAGAAGGCUGAUGAUGGUGAGAAGGGGGGUGAGAAGAAGCUCGAGUCCGAGGUGUAA
Dichotomopilus funicola is the source of this 1710-nucleotide messenger RNA. RefSeq names its product major facilitator superfamily domain-containing protein. Bases 1 to 1710 code for a protein of 569 amino acids. The record is from RefSeq and is a predicted model, not a curated record. NCBI's taxonomy places the organism in Eukaryota, Fungi, Ascomycota, Sordariomycetes, Sordariales, Chaetomiaceae. Gene Ontology annotation, molecular function: transmembrane transporter activity. The transcript is spliced from 5 exons. Gene Ontology annotation, biological process: transmembrane transport. Gene Ontology annotation, cellular component: plasma membrane.